UGGCGAGGCCAAUCCCGGUGUAAACCAAUCAUCGAUCGUAUCACGACUAUCUUUCUGCACCUACUAUCCCUCCACGAUAUCCAAGACGUCAACAGAACAAAACACCCUCAACGAGAAACGAACAAACAAACCACCACAAUGCCCAAAGACAACCUCUCCAUGAACCCCGCCAUGGCGCAGCGGAAAGCCGAAAAACAAAAGCAGCUCAAAAAGAGCAAAGCCGAGGCCCAAGCCCGCCGCAACGAGAAGCUCGGCCGCCGCAACCCAGACCGCAUCCAGCGCCAAAUCGACGACAUCAAAGCGACGGAAGAAUCAGGCCAGAAACUGCGCCCCCGCGACCAGCAACUCCUCGAGGCGCUACAGCGCGAUCUGCGAGCUGUCCAGAAAGCCCGCGAGGCGCUAGGCGAGCAGGCUCCUAAAUUCGACGCCGGACGGGGUGGUGGUGGUGGUGGUCGAGGUGGCGGGUCAUUCCGUGGUCGCGGCCGCGGCGACAGCAGCCGCGGCGGUGUCUUGGGAAAGCGAAGAAGAGACGAACACGGGCAAUUCGUCAACGACGACGGCGACAGCAGCUCCACCGACGAAGAAGUACGGCGCAUUCCCAUGCCACGCGAUACACCCCCACCCAUCCCCAAAGAAUACCAACGACGACAAGGACGUGCCAACAACGACAUCGGUGGAGGGGCACAAGGCCCCCACGCCCUCCCAUCCAAACCAUCCACAGCCGAACCCCCCAAAACAGUCUACGAAGCCAAACCCGAGAUCCGCAACCUCCGCCAAGAAGCCACGAAAUUGUUCGUCCCUGCCGCCGUGCGCACAAAGCAGGAUUCUAUCCGUGGGCAGGGGAAGCUCCUCGAACCGGAGGAGAUGGACCGGUUGGAACAGGCGGGGUAUCAGGCCGGUCCGGGGAAUCAACCUGCCGCAGGAGCAGGCGACAAAGGCGAAGAUAAAGGAGAAGGAGACAAUGAAAAUGAGGAUGAGGUCCAGAAAAGGCUACAGGAAGAGGAAAGGCGAUUUAAUCAGGAGUUGAGAUCUGUGCAGAUCGAGGAGGUGGAGGAUGAGGAGGCUUAACUUCCUUUCUUCAUGAUUGAUUGAUUGGUUGAU
Messenger RNA from Aspergillus candidus, 1101 nucleotides. RefSeq names its product WW domain binding protein 11. The record is from RefSeq and is a predicted model, not a curated record. Lineage: Eukaryota; Fungi; Ascomycota; Eurotiomycetes; Eurotiales; Aspergillaceae. Gene Ontology annotation, biological process: RNA processing. The transcript has 2 exons. The coding region runs from base 139 to 1068 and encodes 309 amino acids.